Messenger RNA from Gloeophyllum trabeum ATCC 11539, 702 nucleotides. RefSeq lists its product as uncharacterized. Bases 1 to 702 code for a protein of 233 amino acids. The record is from RefSeq and is a predicted model, not a curated record. Lineage: Eukaryota; Fungi; Basidiomycota; Agaricomycetes; Gloeophyllales; Gloeophyllaceae. The transcript has 2 exons.
AUGGGCUGGUCCAUAGGCGUGGCGACCGUCCUGGCUCUGCUGGCGCACCCUCAGGCCAUGCCGAAGGAGUAUUAUUCUCAGCUCGACCCGUAUCUGCGCUCGAUCGUAAUGUAUGACCCGCCAUACUUCGCAUUCGGGUACGAACUAGAUGGCGAGGUCGACCCGUACAACCCGUGGACAGACCCCAACAUCAAGACGCAUGAAGAGCGUUACCGCAUAUUCCAAUACUGGGUCAGCUCGUACUACGACCACUUAGACAUCACCUCGGGCUCGAUGAGCGGGCUGGACUAUAGGCACCGUACGGAGCAAGCGUCCAUCGACAGUAUGUCCCCCGAAGAACUCUCGCUCAUGUACGAGGAGGCGGCGGCUGUCCGGGCGGAGCUUCACAUGGUCCUCCCGCCCAUGCAGUCUACCGUGAAUGCGCAGGCAAAACGCGCGUUAUUCGAUGAGUCACUCGCUCAGACGGUGCUCCCCGAGUUGCAGGUUGUGCACAUCGUGUGCAUGCGCACGCACUGGCACUGUAUGUGGGGUCACAUCCAGACCAGGAAGAAAUACGAGGCGCAUGUGGCAAGAGGGGAGAAAGUGCGCCUAAUAAGUUCUGUCCAGAUACCCCAGGGCAACCAUUUCGUGAGUCUAAUUAGUGAAAUUGAAGACGUUAUUGAAGUAACUGGCUUCUUAGGUACACUGGGAUCGCCCGCAUGA